AUGCACUUCGUCUACCAAGCCCUGUCCGCACUGGCGGCCUCUCUCCUCUUCUCAUCCGCCACCGCAGGGAUCGCGCACUGCAAGGUCGGGGAGGCAUGGCCCGAUAGCUUCAACUGCCACAACUUCUACGAAUGCGCUGCCGGAGGCGCCCCCGUCCUCAAGACCUGCGGGCCGGGUACUGCCUACUGCCCGACGACGGGUGUCUGUGUCCAGGAGGAGACCGUCCCCAGCUGCUUCCACAGGGGUCUUCACUCUGAGAACGAAUAG
This is a messenger RNA of Aspergillus lentulus, 267 nucleotides long. Its product is annotated as carbohydrate-binding module family 14 protein. Gene Ontology annotation, cellular component: extracellular region. The record is from RefSeq and is a predicted model, not a curated record. Gene Ontology annotation, molecular function: chitin binding. NCBI's taxonomy places the organism in Eukaryota, Fungi, Ascomycota, Eurotiomycetes, Eurotiales, Aspergillaceae.